Molecule: messenger RNA, 3069 nt
Organism: Acaulospora colombiana
Lineage: Eukaryota; Fungi; Glomeromycota; Glomeromycetes; Diversisporales; Acaulosporaceae
Source: the annotation of a GenBank genome assembly
AUGUUUAAUUCUUUCGAUGGAAACUACAAAUCAAAACGUAAUAUCAAUCUUGGUGGUCAGAAAAAGCAAGAAGACAAAGAGGCACUUGCAUUUUAUCGUGGUAGAACUGUCACUGGAAAUCUGCGUGAUCAGGAGCGAGCAUCAUGGGAUCAACAAGCAGAAAUGAUUCUUCGCUCAGAUAUUUCCAAACGUGAUGUGGCCAUGACCCUGAUUAAUCUAGUUCGCAGCUUCCUCUUUUUCUAUCGUCCUAUUAGUGACAGUCAGAGGGAAUUGUGUUUAUGCGAGAUCUUGAGAAAGCGAAAUCUCGACUCCGAGAUAAUAUCCAUACCAUUUCAUUACGAGGAUCUGCGUGACACAUGGACCUUUCAAUUGAAAAAGAUCUUGCAGAUCUUUCUUAAAAGUGUCGGAUCAAAUUUCACAUAUGAUAGGAAGAAUGCGGUUCAUUAUUUGGAGGCCUUGAUAUUGACUGUGGGUGUUGAAAAGUAUGGCUCGUCAGAUCAGUCGGUCGGUGGCAGAGAAAUGGUUCAAGGAAUUUUAGAUUAUUUGAUAAACUGCGGCCUAUAUCAUGAAUUAAGAGAAUACUUGUUAAAUUUGACAACGGAAGAAAAAAAUAAUCCCGCAACUCGGUCAGUUGCGAAUCUUUUAGUUCACCCGUUCCGUGUUCUCACCUCUUCUCAUCCGACCUAUCAAUUGGCUCUGCGAGAAUUUAUUGCUCACAUCUUCACCAUACAGUUGUUACCAAAUCGUCUCGGCAAAGACGCCUUGAUCACGAUUUCACUUUGGUCGUUACUAAAUGACCUCAUAUUGAGGCUAUCAAUAAUGGCGAGAGAUGAGUGGAAUGCGGAACAAGCUAGUAUACUGCUAAGUAAUUUGCUGGCAUUCACGCAUCGUAUGGUCAAACAGAUGAGUAACCCUGUAAUUCUCGCUUAUUUGACGGUUCUUGGGAAUUUAUCUCUACAAAUUCCCAUUUGGUCGCUUGUGGACAGGUCUGCACCCGGGGCAAUUGGUAAUUAUUUUUCAAACGUGUCGUCAUUUCAAGAACUGGAGGUAAAUGAAGAAGAUUCAGACGAUGAUAUAAUGGUCCAAGAUCGUUAUUCGCAUAUCAAAAUCGAUCCAGGAACCCUAAAGAGGAUCUCCUAUAUAUUUGACCAACAGCACUUAAUCUCAGUGUUCGAUUUUGCGAGACGCGCGGAUUACGCAGCUCUUCUCAAGGUCACCAAUUUCUUACUUACAUUGAUGAUACGUUGGCCUUCAAAGAAGGAGGAACUGUUAAAUAACAUAACAUACGGGAUAUUUUCCAUGUCGGAGAACCGUUUGUCAAUUAAUUCAAUAUGGGAGGCAUUUAAGAAAUCAGAUUUGGCACAGCUACUUCCAACUAGUCAAUCUAUACCUCCUAAUUGCUUUACUGAUUCAGCAUACUCGGAGCAAUGGGGAAUGCUCGCUCUGAUGUGUGAGUUGUUUAGUCAAGUUCUGCGUAUAAUGGGUGAUGAUGAAUUUUUUGAUGAGAACAGAAAUCCCCUUAAACUCUCGGAGAUAGUCAACAUGUCCACCAUCUUGAAGAAUGUUGGAUUCACCUUGUACUGGAGUAGCCUUUCGCUCAAAAUGGAAAGUACUAUCGACGGUGGUUGCAUCUCCUUAAUCUACUUGAGAGACAUUGUCACCCGAUUACUAAGGCAGAUCCAUGCAAGAGAUUCCCGACGUCGAUUCACUUCACUCAAUCACUGGUUAAUGCUGUCCGAAUCGGAGAUGAACACUUUCGCGAGGACGGUUGUUGAUGAAGAUCAAGAGCUCGAAAGAGAUCGGGGAAAAAUAAACAUGGACAGACGUCGGUUGAUGUCAAUUAGUCCACGGCUCGGAAUCUUAUAUAACAUUCCUUUCGUGAUACCCUUUGAUGAGCGCGUAAGAAUCUUCAGACAAUUCGUUCGUAACGAUCGUGAACGAUCUCCCGGUCACCAUCAUUUCUUCGAGCCCCGUCAUCGUGUUACCAUUCGUCGCGAUCACAUAUUUGAAGACGGGUACACUCACCUCAAUAGCGCGGGGGCAAGGUUAAAAGAUUUCGUAGGUAUUCAAUUCAUCGAUGAAUUUGGAAUGCAAGAGGCUGGCAUUGACGGCGGCGGCUUGUUCAAGGAAUUUUUAACUUCGUUGACGCGCAUCGCCUUUGAUACAAAUUAUGGCCUGUUCCUUAGUACGAAGGAGCAACUUUUAUAUCCUAAUCCGCAUGGUGACGCUUCCUCCGUUAACUCAAUUUUUGACAUGUGUUUAGAAACUCAACUCAGUUACUACGAGUUCAUCGGUCGCAUACUGGGUAAGGCGCUGUACGAUGGAAUCUUGGUAGACGCCGCGUUCUCUGGAUUUUUCCUUAGCAAGUGGCUCGGAAGGUCGUCAUAUUUGGAUGAUUUACCCUCCCUUGACCCAGAAUUAUAUCAAGGUUUGAUUAUCUUAAAAAAUUAUAAGGGAGACGUGGAAUCCGAUCUAUCGUUGAAUUUUACCGUGGUUGACAACGAAUUCGGUGAGCAACGUACCGUCGAACUGAUGGAGGGAGGUAGCGAAAUGCCGGUCACCAACAGUAACCGUAUCCGCUACAUAUACUUGAUGGCAGAUUAUCGGUUAAAUAAGCAAAUAGAGCGUCAAUGCAAGGCAUUCUUCCGUGGAUUGUCAGAUUUGAUAGAACCGAAAUGGUUGAGAAUGUUUAAUCAGCAAGAACUCCAAAUCCUCGUCGGAGGAGCAUACAUUCCCAUCAAUCUUGAAGAUUUACGACAAAAUACCGUGUAUGCCGAGUACAAAGACGAUGAUCCCAUUAUCAUUAGUUUUUGGAAAGUUGUUUCAGAAUUCUCCGAGGAACAAAAGCAAAAAUUAAUAAAAUUUGUUACUUCAUGCUCUCGACCACCUUUACUUGGAUUCAAAGAGCUUAAUCCCAAGUUCAGUAUACGAAAAGCUGGUUCUGGAACUAGGCUACCUUCAUCGAGCACCUGUGUUAAUUUAUUAAAAUUACCCGAAUACCCCGACGAAGAUACAUUAAGAGAGUAUGUCUCGGUCUUUGAUGAUAAUAUGUUCGAGUCCGUCUGCUAA